AUGACUCGCUUCGACCCCAAUCACGAGUCUUUGGCGUUUGGAACGCUGAAAGAUUCUGUAGUUGUGCUAACUGGUGGAGCAUCUGGCAUAGGCGCAGCCACUGUCAAGCAAUUACACGCCCGCGGCGCCAGGAUCAUCUUUGGAGACUUGGACGACACUCGAGCACAGCACGUCGUUUCUUCAACCUCAGCAGAUACUGUCCACUUUCUCAAGACUGAUGUGCGAAACUACAAGGACAAUCUAGCUCUGUUCAAGCUUGCAAUGUCGAAGUAUGAUCGGGUGGACCAUGCAAUUGCAAAUGCUGGAUUGGUGGAGCAGAGAGGCUGGUUCGAUCCCCGACCUGGCAUUGAAGGGGUCGAGAUCGAGCCGAGUACGCUUGUUCUUGACAUCAACCUGAAAGCUGUGUUGCAUUUUGCUCAUAUUGCGUGCGCAUAUCUUGCACAUGGCAAUGAGAGUGUGCGGAGAGACAAGAGCUUGACGUUGCUAAGCAGCAUUGCUGGUUGGAAGGAGACGCCAGGUAUGCCUGUUUAUCAGUCGAGCAAGCACGGAGUACUUGGGUUGUUACGAUCGUUGCGGCUGUACGUACCGAAAGCAUAUCCUGGCGUCAGAGUGAACGCGAUUUGCCCGAGUUUCACUGAGACGCGGAUGGUUGCUGGGAUCAGAGAUGGCUGGCAUGCAGCUGGACUUCCUGUCAAUGGACCUGAAGAUAUUGCUCGUGUGAUUGUUGCUGUCUGCGCUGCCAGUUCAGGCAAUCGUGCAAUCAGGUACGAUAGCAAGCAGGCACCAAACGUGAAAGACAGGCCAAGUGCGGGCGGAAUGGCCUGGGAUGAAUAUGAGAGUCAGGGUCUGAACGGCAGGAGUCUGCAUGUUAUGGGAGCGCAAUGUUAUGACUUUGAAGAGGGCCUGGAUCGUACUGAAGCUGAUUGGCUGGGAAUUGAGAUGAGUGGAUGGGUUAAGAAAGGUCAGGCUGGCCUAGGCGAUGGUACGGGCUGGGUAAUGGGUAGCUAG
Molecule: messenger RNA, 1008 nt
Organism: Lithohypha guttulata
Lineage: Eukaryota; Fungi; Ascomycota; Eurotiomycetes; Chaetothyriales; Trichomeriaceae
Exons: 1
Coding region: 1-1008 (335 amino acids)
Cellular component (GO): cytoplasm
Molecular function (GO): oxidoreductase activity, acting on the CH-OH group of donors, NAD or NADP as acceptor
Source: RefSeq, a predicted model, not a curated record